GUCGGUUGCAGCAGUCUGCGCGCCCGAUCUUUUUCCGCUUCUGUGUGCUCGUCUCCGUCGCCGCAGCCGUUACCAUGAGGGAGAUCGUGCACCUCCAAGCCGGGCAGUGCGGCAACCAGAUCGGCGCAAAGUUCUGGGAGGUGAUCAGUGACGAACAUGGUAUCGAUCCCACCGGAACCUACCAUGGGGACAGCGACCUGCAGCUGGAGAGGAUCAAUGUCUACUACAAUGAAGCCACCGGUGGGAAAUAUGUGCCCCGAGCAGUUCUGGUCGAUCUUGAGCCUGGAACAAUGGACUCUGUCCGGUCUGGACCUUUCGGACAGAUUUUCAGGCCAGACAACUUUGUCUUCGGCCAGAGUGGUGCUGGAAACAACUGGGCUAAAGGCCAUUACACAGAAGGUGCGGAACUGGUUGACUCAGUAUUAGAUGUUGUAAGAAAAGAAGCGGAAAGUUGUGACUGUCUCCAGGGCUUCCAGCUGACACACUCUCUGGGUGGUGGGACUGGGUCUGGGAUGGGUACUCUUUUAAUCAGCAAGAUCCGGGAAGAGUACCCAGACAGAAUCAUGAACACUUUCAGCGUUGUACCCUCCCCCAAGGUAUCGGACACUGUAGUAGAGCCCUACAAUGCAACCCUCUCAGUACACCAGCUUGUAGAAAACACAGAUGAAACCUAUUGUAUUGAUAAUGAAGCCCUCUAUGAUAUCUGUUUCAGAACCCUGAAACUGACCACUCCCACGUAUGGUGACCUGAACCACCUGGUGUCUGCAACCAUGAGUGGCGUCACCACCUGCUUACGUUUCCCAGGGCAGCUUAAUGCUGACUUGCGUAAGCUGGCAGUGAAUAUGGUCCCCUUUCCCCGUCUGCACUUCUUUAUGCCUGGCUUUGCUCCACUGACUAGCCGUGGUAGCCAGCAGUACCGUGCUUUAACUGUGCCAGAGCUCACCCAGCAGAUGUUUGAUGCAAAGAACAUGAUGGCUGCUUGUGACCCAAGGCACGGGCGUUAUCUUACAGUGGCAGCCGUGUUCAGAGGCCGUAUGUCCAUGAAGGAGGUAGAUGAGCAAAUGCUCAAUGUUCAAAACAAGAACAGCAGUUACUUUGUUGAAUGGAUUCCCAACAAUGUGAAAACGGCCGUUUGUGACAUCCCACCCCGGGGCCUGAAAAUGUCAGCCACCUUCAUUGGUAACAGUACUGCUAUCCAAGAGCUCUUUAAGCGCAUUUCUGAGCAGUUUACAGCCAUGUUUCGCAGAAAGGCUUUCUUACACUGGUAUACUGGAGAGGGCAUGGAUGAAAUGGAAUUCACUGAAGCAGAAAGCAACAUGAAUGAUUUGGUUUCUGAGUAUCAGCAGUAUCAGGAUGCCACAGCUGAGGAGGAGGGAGAAUUUGAGGAGGAGGCUGAAGAGGAGGUGGCGUAAAGCUGUGCAUCAUCUGUAAAUUAUGUUGAAAGCUGUAUGAACUCUUUUUAUUCACUCACAAACUUGGUUUUCUGAUGUUCAUGUCUCGCUGCGUUCUGCACUUGCUGUUUUCCUGUUCUUUGACAUCAAAUGCUGUACAGAUAACACCAUUAAAGCAUUUUUCAUAGUGCA
Molecule: messenger RNA, 1583 nt
Organism: Vombatus ursinus (common wombat)
Lineage: Eukaryota; Metazoa; Chordata; Mammalia; Diprotodontia; Vombatidae
Gene: TUBB4B
Product: tubulin beta 4B class IVb
Exons: 4
Coding region: 75-1412 (445 amino acids)
Biological process (GO): microtubule cytoskeleton organization; mitotic cell cycle
Cellular component (GO): microtubule; cytoplasm
Molecular function (GO): GTP binding; structural constituent of cytoskeleton; GTPase activity
Source: RefSeq, a predicted model, not a curated record